Ilex paraguariensis (yerba mate) is the source of this 2025-nucleotide messenger RNA. NCBI's taxonomy places the organism in Eukaryota, Viridiplantae, Streptophyta, Magnoliopsida, Aquifoliales, Aquifoliaceae. The record is from the annotation of a GenBank genome assembly.
CUCUCUCUCUCUCUCUCUCUCUCUCUCUCUCUCUCCCCAUAGUCUGUACCCGAAGUGGCCAUGACUUGUCAAUAGGCACACCCUCCAUCACACCCAAUUCUUUAUCUUCUUUACAAGUGCUCUAAAUCCAAAGAAACCUUUGCAAGGAAAUUCCUAAUAUGGGUUUAUUCACUUUCCUUUUGCUCUCUCUCUUAGGCCUAGCUUGUUACACCAGUGCAGAAAUCUCACCCCAGAUUGGAGUUUGCUACGGCCAACUGGGUAACAACCUACCCCCUCCACCAAAAUCCGUAGAACUCAUCAAAAACCUUAAAGCCAACAGGGUAAAGAUCUACGAUGCCAACCCAGAAAUCCUCAAAGCCCUCAAAGGCACCGACCUCCAAGUCUCUGUCAUGGUCCCUAAUGAGAUCAUCACCAACAUUUCCUCAAAUCAAACCUUGGCAGAUCAAUGGGUCCUCGCCAAUGUCGUCCCUUUCUACCCAGAAACCAUGAUCCGAUACCUAUUAGUCGGAAACGAAAUAUUGAGUCAACCCGAUACAACAACCUGGUUCAAUCUUGUACCGGCCAUGCGUAGAAUCAAAUACUCGGUCAAAAAAUACAAGCUCCAUAAGAUUAAAGUUGGGACGCCACUGGCUAUGGAUGUUUUAGAAUCAUCGUUUCCACCGUCUAACGGAACAUUUCGAUCCGAUGUAUCGGUGAAGGUCGUGAAACCAUUGUUACAGUUCUUGAACAGAACCAAGUCUUUCUUCUUCCUAGAUGUGUAUACAUUUUUCCCAUGGUCCUCUGAUCCCAUAAACAUCAAGCUUGACUACGCUCUGCUAAUGGCGAAGAACAUUACAUAUACCGAUCCGGUUUCGGGUUUAACAUACACCAACCUGCUCGAUCAAAUGCUUGACUCAGUUGUUUUCGCCAUGAAAAGACUCGGGUAUCCGAAUAUUCGACUUUUCAUUGCUGAAACGGGUUGGCCCAACGGCGGCGAUAUCGACCAGAUUGGCUGUAAUAUUUACAACGCCGCCACUUAUAACCGGAAUGUUGUGAAGAAACUAAUGUCGAAGCCGCCGGUUGGGACGCCGGCACGGCCUGGUACGGUUCUGCCGGCGUUUUUAUUCGCUUUGUACAAUGAGAACCAGAAGCCGGGUCCGGGUACGGAGCGACAUUUCGGGUUGUUGUACCCGAAUGAAAAGAAUGUGUAUGAGAUCGAUUUAUCUGCAAAGACGCCGGAAUCAGAGUAUAAACCGUUGCCGAUUCCGACGAAUAAUGAGCCUUACAAGGGGAAGAUAUGGUGUGUGGUGGCUAAAGGAGCGAAUCGGACGGAGUUGGCGUCGGCGUUGUCGUAUGCUUGUGGGCAGGGUAAUGGGACUUGUGACCCGAUUCAGCCCGGUGGGAAGUGUUACAAACCGAUAAAGUCUUUGGUCCGGCAUGCAAGUUUAGCUUUUAGUUCGUACUGGGCCCAGUUUAGGAAUGUUGGUGGGACUUGUUACUUCAAUGGGCUUGCUAUCCAGACCGCUAAAGACCCAAGUUAUGGAUCUUGCAAGUUCCCAAGUGUUACUCUUUGAAGAAUCAAGACGGUGAAUGUUGGGAAAUAAACAAACACCAAGUGAUUAUUGGCCUUUUGGGAUUCAGAUUUUCUUACCGUACACUUUCCUUCAAUUUUUCUCGAUAAUAAAUCACUUAUCGUAUGUUGGUGGAGGAUUUUCUUAUGCCAAGUAGUAAUCUAACUUGAAUUAAUGACGGGUGAUUUAUUAUCAAAAAAAAAUUGAGAUAAAGUAUAUUAUAGAGAAUCUGAAAAUAGGAGACGUGAACUCCGAUUCCCCUGCAUUAGGAAUAAAAUAGGUCCCCAAUUCAAUUGCUCAUUCUGAUAGAGUCUUCAAGCAAACUUCUAAUGUAUUGUUUCUUCAGGGGCUACUAGUAACGGCUAUUUAUGUAUGUAUUGUGCUCAUACAGUGAUAAUAUUGUUUUGAGGUUGGUGGAUAUCUUUUAUAGGGCAUCCAUCCAACGGCUAUAUAUGGAGUUGUCUUUAUUGUGUCA